Molecule: messenger RNA, 1160 nt
Organism: Hippopotamus amphibius kiboko
Lineage: Eukaryota; Metazoa; Chordata; Mammalia; Artiodactyla; Hippopotamidae
Gene: NUDT7
Product: nudix hydrolase 7
Exons: 5
Coding region: 58-852 (264 amino acids)
Biological process (GO): nucleoside diphosphate metabolic process; coenzyme A catabolic process
Molecular function (GO): acetyl-CoA hydrolase activity; coenzyme A diphosphatase activity; manganese ion binding
Source: RefSeq, a predicted model, not a curated record
UCCGGCAGAUUCCCGCUGGGAGGAGUUGCAGGUCGGAAACAAACUUUCCCCGGGACCAUGUCGCGACCCUGUCCUCCCCAGGAGCCAGUCAGAAACAGUUUGAUAAAUGACGCUAAGGCCCACCUAAGAAAGCAUGAUGUUGGGACCAAAUAUUCUCACUUGUCAUCUAACAAAUAUUCCAUCCUUUUACCGUUGUUGGCUAAAGAAGGAAAACUCUACCUUUUGUUCACCCUCCGGUCAGAGAAGCUGCGGAGGUCACCUGGAGAGGUCUGCUUUCCUGGAGGCAAGUGCGAACCUACGGAUGCAGAUGAUGUGGCCACGGCUCUCCGGGAAGCCCAGGAGGAAAUAGGGCUGCAUCCUCAUCAAGUAGAGGUCGUCUGCUGCCUGGUGCCACUGCUGUUUGAUUUGCUCCACGGCAUGUGGGAUCUUCCUGGAGCUGGGAUCGAACCCGUGACCUCUGCAUUGGCAGGCGGAUUCUUAACCACUGCGCCACCUAGGAAGCCCCAUCCAGGAUUUAUAGACUCCAACUUCCAGGCCCAGCCUAACCCUGAUGAAGUUAAGAAUGUGUUCCUGGUGCCUCUGGAAUAUUUCCUGCAUCCCCGUGUCUACCACCAGAAUCACCUGACACGCUCUGGUCAUCAUGUUAUUACUCACUGCUUUGAGUACAUGAACCCUGAAGACGGUCUGACUUAUCAUAUCAGGGGAAUGACUGCAAAAUGUGCCUUGUUUGUUGCCUUAAUUAUUUUGGGGAAGAAACCCUCCUUUGAGGUUGAAUUUAAUCUCAACGAUCUGAGGUCAUCCUCUGAAGAGUCUUUCCUGAAGCUUCAUAAACAUGCUACAAGCAAGUUAUGAUUUAUGAGACCAACACCCAGAUAACUCUCUUAGCAGUGUUUGUGUGCGCUUAUCCACAGAGCAACAGUAAUGCCAGCUGUUGGGAUUUGACAGGUGUGAAUAUGUUUCCUGCAACAUGAGGGUAAAAACCUUGCCUUUUUCCAGUUCCCCUCUAUUACCUGAGAAAGCAAAAGUCUUUCAAAAGUAGAAAAAUGUGUUUAUACUGUGGCAUAAUUGCACCUACAGUAUGCUGAACAGUGCUUUUCUUAUACGUGUAAGAAAAAGGAUUAGACACACAGGAGGCACUUAAUAAAUAUUUGUUGAAUGUA